Molecule: messenger RNA, 2228 nt
Organism: Dreissena polymorpha
Lineage: Eukaryota; Metazoa; Mollusca; Bivalvia; Myida; Dreissenidae
Product: translocon-associated protein subunit alpha-like
Exons: 8
Coding region: 129-1046 (305 amino acids)
Cellular component (GO): endoplasmic reticulum; endoplasmic reticulum membrane
Source: RefSeq, a predicted model, not a curated record
GGUGACGUAGUUUUAGAAAUUUGACAACUGCUUCCGGUGUUUACUCGUAGCCGGCUGAAUAUAUUUCAAUAGUGUUAGUUACAUCGAAGAGAUCCUUAAAAGUCUGUGGCAACUAACAACCUUCUAAGAUGAAGACUUUUCUCGGGAGAUUUAUUCUUUUGCUUCUGUUGGUUUUACCAACGACUGUCAUGAUAUUCGAAAGUGGUGCUAGUGGAAAGUUUGUAGCUCUGGGUGAUGACUCAAUGGAAGGAGAGAUCGAUGGAGAAGAUGAUGAUGAUGAAGGCGUUGUAGAAACUGAUGAUGCGACCGGGGAUGAUGGUGAACAGGCAGUGACAGAGACAGAAAAGCCGGAAAAAGAAGAAGAGGAGGAAGUAGACACUUCAUUAAAACCUUCACAAGAUGUUGAUGCUACAAUUCUGUUCACCAAGCCUGUUAAUACAAAUGACCUUCCAUCAGGAAAGCCGGUGCGGUUUUUAGUGGGCUUCAAGAACAAUGGUGAGAAGGACUUUACUGUGAGCAGCUUGGAAACCUCCUUCAGAUAUCCACAGGACUACUCAUUCUUCAUACAGAAUUUCACAACAGCAGUUUACAACCAGCUUGUGGAACCAAAUAAGGAGGCCACAUUUGAAUAUGGCUUCACACCAAGUGAGGCUUUCAAUUCCAGGCCAUUCGGACUGAGCAUUCUUCUCAACUACAAAGACAAUGAUGGCAAUGAGUACCAGAGUGCAGUAUUCAACGAGACCAUAAACGUUGUGGAGCCUGACGAGGGCCUGGAUGGGGAGACGUUCUUCCUCUACCUCUUCCUAGUCGCCAUUGUCGUCCUCCUGGGUAUAGGGGCUCAGCAACUGCUCACCACCUUUGGAAAAAAGCACUUGGGAAAGGGCAAGGCUGCCCCAAAAGUGGAGAUGGGUACUCAGAAGACAGAUGUGGAUUACAGCUGGUUGCCUCAGGAAACACUCCAGGAAAUCAACAAGUCCCCAAAGGGGUCGCCGAGAGGUGGGUCUCCACGCAAACGAAAAAGCAAGCGUGGUUCCGGAGAGGAGUAGGGUUCACCCGCGAGGAAAUUCAAGAAAAAGUUGAAAGUUUUCCAGCAAUUAGGAUUUACGAGAGUUUCACUGAUAAACAGUACCUGAUUGAGCUUCUCACAAGAAAACAUGUUGUUCUGUUGGCUGUAAAGAUGCUUGUAGAUAUUUAAAGGGUUUUCUUAUAGAUGAUAUUUCUUGUGCCUCUUGGAAACAGACAGACAAAUAACAGACCAACAAUGUGAUCUUAAGUUAUUUGUAACAUGUUAAAAACAAUUAGACCUAUUUAUUUUUCAAUGUUUAUUAUUGGGGUUGGGGGUUGAACUAGAUUAUAUUGAAUGGCUUAAGAUUUUGGGACUAAAUCAUUUUUUUCUAGUCUGACAUUGACAUUAUUUUGUACAUUUUGUGAUACAUUCAAUAUCAUAACCAGAAAGUGUAGACUUUUUAGCAGUAACAUGACGUUAUUGGAGCCAAUGUAUUAUAAAUGAUAUGAAGUAACAAGGUUACAUUCUUUGUAAAGGCAUACGUUGCCAAUUGUAGAUCUAUGUUGGCCAGCUUAUAUUAACUAUGUAUUAUAGAUGUGGGUGAAGGUUUGCUUAUAUGCAAUUGAUGAAAAAGACUUCAAAUCGAACCAUAUCGUGUUGUGUACAUUGAGCCAUGGAAGGAAGUGUACUGUUAUAUGUGAAAACCAUUCCACUCUACCAUUAAUAAAGUGGUUUGCGUUUGUUUUAUAAUUAAUUUAAUUUGUGUAUAUGCAGGAAAUUGAUUGUAUAAAUAUAAGGCAUAAUUGAGGAUUCUAUGAGAAGCUUACAUGGUAACAGCUUUCAUAUAAAAAAUAUGUUGACUAUAUUCAGAAGUGAUUUUAAUCUAUUGAAGGUAGUUGCGAAAGUUUAUUUGUAAGGUGCUCAAUUUGUGUAUGUGUUUAUUGUACUUAGUAAAUAAUAAACAGUAAAUAUGACCAAAGUUCAAAGAAGUAAAGGAGUAUUUUCUUUUACUUGACUGAUAUGCGAGAAUGCGUUUGUACUAUAAUGCAAUUAAAGUGUGAUAAAAUAUUCGACUUAAUAUAUUUUAUUUAAGCAAGGGAGUGCAAUAGAAUUGAGACGAACAGCUGAAUGUGGAGUGCAAAUGUAAUGUUUCAAGGAUUAUGCUGUCACAAACAUAUUAAGUUCCUAUGAAAUGAUAAAUAAAGAUAUGUGAAACUACUAA